AUGAAUGAUACAACAACUUGUAGUAAAUCUCGAAUAAAAACAUUAGAUCUAUGUGUAGUAUGUAAUGCACAAGCCAUAGGACGUAAUUUUGGAGCUAAUACAUGUCUGUCAUGCAAAGUAUUUUUUCGACGUAAUGCUUUAAAGAACAAAGUUCUUUCCAAAUGUCGUUUCAAAAAUUCAUGUGAAAUUACAAAAGAAACACGACGUUUUUGUUCAUCAUGUCGUUUACAAAAGUGUUUUCAACAAGGAAUGCGUAAAGAACGUAUUCGACGUUAUUUAAUAGAACAUGGAAAUAUGAGCGAGAUUAUCAAUAACAAUCAUCUUUUGUUAUCUGAAAUGUCAUCACCGAUGAAUGUAAGUUAUGUGAAUAUUUGUCUUCGAGAAAACGUUAAAAUCUAUUAG
Rotaria sp. Silwood1 is the source of this 402-nucleotide messenger RNA. The record is from the annotation of a GenBank genome assembly. NCBI's taxonomy places the organism in Eukaryota, Metazoa, Rotifera, Eurotatoria, Philodinida, Philodinidae.